This is a messenger RNA of Dioscorea cayenensis subsp. rotundata (Guinea yam), 2792 nucleotides long. RefSeq names its product protein transport protein SEC23-like. The record is from RefSeq and is a predicted model, not a curated record. Gene Ontology annotation, biological process: COPII-coated vesicle cargo loading; COPII-coated vesicle budding; endoplasmic reticulum to Golgi vesicle-mediated transport. Bases 76 to 2394 code for a protein of 772 amino acids. The transcript is spliced from 12 exons. Gene Ontology annotation, cellular component: COPII vesicle coat; endoplasmic reticulum exit site. NCBI's taxonomy places the organism in Eukaryota, Viridiplantae, Streptophyta, Magnoliopsida, Dioscoreales, Dioscoreaceae. Gene Ontology annotation, molecular function: GTPase activator activity; zinc ion binding.
CGAGUUGGAAGGAAACGCUCCAAAGCCCCGGAUUUCGAUUCCUUUCUCAAACCCGCAAGAGAUCCACGCCCACAGAUGGCCGCGGACAUGGCCGGCGCCGGAGCGCCACCGCCCGCUGAUCCCGGCGGCGUCCGCAUGACCUGGAACGCAUGGCCGCGCUCCAAAGUCGAGGCCUCCAAGUGCGUCGUCCCCCUCGCCGCCACGAUCUCCCCGAUAUACCCAAUCUCCGACGACUUCGUCCUUCCUUACCCUCCGCUCCGCUGCAAGCCCCCCUGCUUCGCCGUCCUCAACCCCUUCUGCAGCGUCGACUUCAUCAAUCGGAUCUGGACCUGCCCCUUCUGCUUCUCCCGCAACCUCUUUCCACCCCACUACGACGGCAUCUCCGAAUCCAACGUUCCCGGUGAGCUCUACCCUCAGCUAUCCACCGUCGAGUACGCGCCUCCCCCCGCCCCCCACUCUCUGCCGCCGCCACCCCCCGUCUUCUUCUUCGUUCUCGACACUUGCCUUAUCGAAGAGGAGCUCGAAUUCCUCAAGUCCUCCAUGCGCCGUGCACUCGCAGUGUUGCCUGAGAACGCACUCGUCGGGCUCAUCACGUUUGGCACGCAGGCGCAUUUGCACGAGUUGGGCUGCACUGAUAUUUCCAAAGUUUUUGUCUUUCGGGGAACGAAGGAGAUCACAAAGGAACAGAUUUUGGACCAGCUCGGGUUGUCUGGGCAUCGGGGCCAGCCGAAGGGAGUGACCCCGCAGCCCAAUGGAUUGCCGCAACGUGCUGGAUCAGUUAAUAGGUUUUUACUCCCGGCCUCAGAAUGCAAUUAUCCACUCAAUGCGUUGUUAGAUGAGUUGCAGAGUGAUCAGUGGCCGGUUGAGAUGGGGAACCGCCCAACUAGGUGCACUGCUGUAGCUUUGAGUGUUGCAGCCGGCUUGUUGGGUGCCUGCUUGCCUGGGACAGGGGCACGCAUCAUAGCUUUGGUUGGGGGGCCGUGUACUGAAGGCCCUGGAAUGAUUGUUUCUAAAGAACUGUCAGAACCAUUGCGCUCCCAUAAAGAUCUUGAUAAGGAUGCAAGUCCGCAUUUUCACAAAGCUGUAAAAUUUUAUGAAAAUCUUGCGAACCAGCUGGUGGACCAGGGUCACGUGCUAGAUGUUUUUGCCGCUUCCCUUGAUCAGGUUGGAAUUGCUGAAAUGAAAGUUGCCGUUGAGAGGACUGGUGGUCUAGUUGUCCUGGCUGAAAGUUUUGGACAUCCAAUUUUGAAGGACUCCUUUACGCGUAUUUUUUAUGGUGGUGAACAGUCUCUUGGCCUUUCCUUCAAUGGCACGCUCAAUAUUAACUGUUCAAAGGACAUAAAAAUUCAGGGAAUAAUUGGGCCCUGUACAUCUAUGCAAAAGAAAGGAGCUCUUUGUGCUGAUACAGUUAUAGGACAAGGACAUACGACAGCAUGGAAAAUGUGUGGCCUUGAUAGGAGUACUUGUUUGACGGUCUUUUUUGAUUUAUCACCUAGCGAACGCUCAAAUCAACAGGGAACCACACAUGAACAACUGUACAUUCAGUUCGUAACAAACUAUCAAAAUGCUGAGGGUCAGAUGAGAAUCAGGGUUACAACCAUCACUAGGAAAUGGUUGGACAUCUCUACCAAUGCAGAGGAAUUGGUUGAAGGGUUUGACCAAGAAACUGCAGCUGUUGUACUGGCAAGAUACAUUUCUCUGAAAAUGGAAAUGGAGGAAGAGUUUGAUGCAACACGAUGGCUGGAUCGAUCCCUAAUCCGACUUUGUUCAAGAUUUGGAGAUUAUAGGAAAGAUGAUCCUAGUUCAUUUACAAUAAAUCCUAAUUUCUCAAUAUUUCCGCAAUUUGUGUUUAAUCUCAGACGAUCACAGUUUGUACAGGUUUUCAACAAUAGUCCUGAUGAAACUGCUUAUUUCCGGAUGCUUUUGAACCGUGAAAGUGUUACCAACUCUGUUGUGAUGAUCCAGCCUUCAUUGCUUUCAUAUUCUUUUAGCACAACUCCAACACCUGCACUAUUGGAUGUGGCUUCUGUAGCUGCAGAUCGUAUUCUUCUCCUAGAUGCAUAUUUUAGCAUUGUGAUUUUUCAUGGAAUGACAAUUGCUCAUUGGAAGAAUAUGGGUUAUCAGAAUCAGCCAGAGCAUCAGGCCUUUGCUCAGCUACUGCAAGCUCCACAAGAUGAUGCCAAGAUGAUCAUCAAAGAUCGAUUUCCUGUCCCUAGAUUAGUUAUAUGUGAUCAACAUGGUUCUCAGGCAAGGUUUUUGUUGGCUAAGCUGAACCCUUCAGCUACCUAUAAUUCUGCGCGUGAGGUCACUCCAGGCUCAGAUGUUAUUUUCACUGAUGAUGUGAGCCUUCAAGUAUUCUGUGAGCAUCUCCAGAGGCUUGCUGUGCAGUCAUGACAACCUGUACAUGCAUCUUGUGUAUCCUUACUUGAUAUGGUCUUGGGGAAGCCUCCGUAACGCCACAUUUGAUUUUGAUACCAAAGCCAUGCCGGCUAUUAAUCAAGAUCGAAGAACAUCCCCUUUUGUUUGACCACUCGUGUGGGGAGUGUGACGGUUGUGAACCGUGAUUGUGCAAAUAGUACCACAAAAUUGUUCUUUUGUAAGUUCAGUAGUCUUGUUGGCAAUAGAGAUUUAGAUAGAAUACAUGUGUGCAGGUACAUUUUAAUGUGAGAUUCAGGAAUUUUGUGUGCUUAGAAGAUGAUAGAUAUAGGAUUUGUCAGAUAAAACUUUUUGUUGAGAAAAUACAUGUUUGCAAUCUUCAGACUACAUAAAAUGCUUCUCAUUAUGCUUCUUUA